Trichophyton rubrum CBS 118892 is the source of this 570-nucleotide messenger RNA. RefSeq lists its product as uncharacterized. Lineage: Eukaryota; Fungi; Ascomycota; Eurotiomycetes; Onygenales; Arthrodermataceae. The record is from RefSeq and is a predicted model, not a curated record. The transcript has a single exon. The coding region runs from base 1 to 570 and encodes 189 amino acids.
AUGCUCUCGUCAGGUUCUCGCAUGCCCUUGGAACGAACAUCAAGUGGUAAGUCAAAAGACCUUUGCUACGUUCCGUUACUUAUUCUAACUCGGUUGACUAGGUUCGUGCCACGGCCACGACCAGGUGUAUUCCGCAUCACCAAGAACAAUCAUAACAUUCUCCAGGGCGUGGCUGCGCCUGACCAACGACUAACGAACCAGCAUAAACGAGAUCUAACGGACUGGAUCCUCGCGAAUGCAAAUCGAUACUGGUUCGGUAAGGGAGGGCCCCUUGAACCGCCUGAGAAGGGAGGAGCGGAUAUAAUUAUCAUCGAUGACCCGCAGAUGCCGGGCCUGAUACCCCUGAUUAAAAAGGCGACUCCCAACAGGCCCGUUAUUUACAGGAGUCAUAUACAGAUCCGAAGCGAUCUGAUUGAUCAGCCGGGCUCGCCGCAAGAAGAGUGCUGGCAGUAUUUCUGGGAAAGUAUCCGUCAGGCUGAUUUGUUUAUCAGCCAUCCCGUUGAGGCGUUUGUGCCUAGUACGGUUCCCAAGGAGUCUGUGGGAUAUCUUCCUGCAGCUACUGAUUGGUGA